GGCCCCUUCUGACUGCUGGAGGAAUGGGGAGCCUUCCCUGCACCGCUGUGGGACAGUCAGCCUAGAUCCUGCUUCUCUUCACCGGCCCCGCAGCGGGACACCAGACUGGGAAUCAUGGCUGGAAUAUGCAGCCACCUUAGUCCUGGCAGCGGGGAGAUCAUCCAGCUCAAUGUCGGCGGUACCAGAUUCAGCACAUCGAGGCAAACCUUAACCUGGAUUCCGGAUUCCUUCUUUUCUAGUCUGCUAAGUGGAAGAAUUUCAACUCUUCGCGAUGAAACUGGAGCCAUAUUUAUUGAUAGGGACCCGACGGCUUUUGUACCAAUUUUAAAUUUUCUUCGUACAAAGGAACUUGAUUUGAGGGGUGUAAGCCUGAAUGUUCUCCGACACGAAGCAGAAUUUUAUGGAAUUACUCCCUUAGUAAAGAGAUUGCUGUUAUGCGAGGAGCUGGAACGUUCUUCAUGUGGAAGUGUCCUUUUUCAUGGCUACUUACCUCCACCAGCUAUUCCUAGACGUAAGUUUACCUGUGAAGCAUCACCCUCCCCUGAUGGUAUAACUGCGCCACGUCCCUGUGAAGGAGGGGCCCAAGCAAACGCUGCCCAACCAACAGCCGCUGCUGAAGGAAUGGUUCGACUGGGGUUCCCAGUGGAUCCCAGGAAGGUGUUAAUCGUUGCAGGCCAUCACAACUGGAUUGUCACCGCAUUCGCUCAUUUUGUGGUUUGCUACAGGAUUAAAGAAUCAUCGGGCUGGCAGCAAGUGUUUUCCAGUCCGUUUCUGGACUGGACUAUUGAGCGUGUCGCACUUAAUGCCAAAGUCGUUGGAGGCCCUCACGGGGAUAAAGACAAAAUGGUGGCUGUUGCGUCAGAAAGCAGCAUCAUAUUGUGGAGCAUACAGGAUGGAAGCAGUGGAAACGAAAUAGGCGUGUUCAGUCUCGGGGUGCCAGUGGAUGCCCUCUUCUUUAUUGGAAACCAGUUGGUGGCUACCAGCCAUACAGGCAAAGUUGGCAUAUGGAAUGCUGUGACUCAGCACUGGCAAGUUCAGGACGUUGUCCCUAUUACAAGCUACGACACGGCCGGAUCAUUUCUUCUCUUGGGAUGCAACAAUGGAUCCAUUUAUUAUAUAGAUAUGCAGAAAUUUCCGUUGCGCAUGAAAGACAAUGACCUUUUGGUGACUGAACUGUACCACGAUCCGUCUAAUGAUGCCAUCACUGCCUUGAGCGUCUAUCUAACUCCUAAAACAAGUGUGAGCGGAAACUGGAUAGAGAUCGCCUACGGUACAAGUUCUGGGGCUGUGCGAGUGAUAGUGCAGCACCCCGAGACUGUUGGUUCUGGACCCCAGCUUUUCCAGACUUUCACAGUUCACCGGAGUUCUGUCACAAAGAUCAUGUUGUCUGAGAAACACCUUGUUUCAGUCUGCGCUGACAACAAUCAUGUCCGAACAUGGACAGUGACGCGCUUCCGAGGAAUGAUCUCCACUCAGCCCGGCUCCACUCCUCUCGCCUCUUUCAAGAUCUUGUCCAUAGAAGAAGCAGACAGCCAUGGAAGCUAUUCUUCAGGCAACGACAUAGGGCCUUUUGGAGAAAGAGACGAUCAACAAGUAUUUAUCCAAAAAGUGGUUCCCAUAACAAACAAAUUAUUUGUGAGACUCUCUUCUACUGGGAGAAGAAUCUGUGAAAUUCAGGCUGUUGAUUGCACUACAAUCACAUGUUUUACCGUGAGAGAAUGUGAAGGAUCUAGCAGAAUGGGCUCCAGGCCGAGGCGCUACCUCUUCACUGGACAGUCUAAUGGAAGCAUUCAGAUGUGGGACCUCACCACCGCUAUGGACAUGGUGACAAAAACUGAAGAAAAAGAUGUAGGCGGUCCAACAGAAGAAGAGCUUCUUAAGCUUCUGGACCAGUGUGAUCUGAGCACCUCUCGCUGUGCAACGCCCAACAUCAGUCCUGCGACAUCCGUGGUUCAUCAAAGCCGUCUUCGAGAUUCGAAUUCAAGUUUGCAGCUGCAGCAUGAAACAAUCCAUGAAGCUGCCACCUAUGGGUCGGUUAGACCUUACCGGGAGAGCCCGCUGUUGGCAAGGGCAAGGCGAACCGAGAGCUUCCAUGGUUACAGAGAUUUUCAAUCCUUCAGCUUCGGUAAAAACAAUACCGAGAAGGCGAGCCAAGAAAAUGGAAGUGUUUUAGUUACAUGUGAAGCGAAACCAGCCGACCAUGAAAUCUGUACCCCGGACAAAAAGACUCCUCCAAGGGCAAGCAAAGCUCUAGAAAAUAUGUCCGACACCUGCAAAGGCCAGGAAAGCUUAGACGCCAAGAAACGUGUCGGGGAGGAUGGCACCGAAUCCAAGUCUGAGUUAAAAAGGAGAAGUGGUUUUGAAGGGGCUUUCUUAGCAAGGAGAAAAGUUUCCCAUGUUCCGCACCUGGGCUCCUCGCCCAACACGAGUGAGGGUGGAAACGACUCUCCCCGCAGCGCAUCGCCUUCUCCUACCAAAUCCACCACUUCUCCGCGUCGUAAGAAAAGCGACUCUUCCUGCCAGGACUAUGCUUAGUACAAAGAACAGACAAGAAUGUUUUUGUGUUCGUUUUUGGCUUAUAAAGCAUGUUGGUCUAUAGUUCCUAGAGAAAUGCCGAAUGAAAUAUUCAUGUCUGACUUCUUUGCUUAGAUGCCUUUUGCCUGGUUCAUAAGACUGGAUUGUAGCAGCCGUUCAGCCUUCCGGAGAACCGGCCUUACCAGAUGCCCCUGGAGAGGGGUUUGCCAUCUAUGCAGUCUUUCUGCAACGUUGUACUUUUAUAAAUAUAUAUAUAUAUAUAUGUAUACUUUUUAUAAGAAGACAAAGUUUAAUUGUACACAUAUGCUAGCGUCAUAACUUAUUCGUUUAUAAAUAGUUAUUUAUCUUACAAGCACUGAUGCAGUAAAUAGAUAUUUCUUCAGAUUUUUUUUAAUUUUGAAAAACAUACAGCAUAAUUUGCACGUUAGCGGGCCGUAAUAUAGAGAUAGCUCUACUGCUGCUUCAGGACUGCACCUUUAUGGGAUGUUCAGUUCUGCAACAUCCAGAGGGCUUAAUGUUCACUAUCGCUGCUAUAGUACUUUUAUUUUUCUGCUAUGCUUGCAAUUGUCUCUAAUAUAGCAAUAUUGCACUUGGGUGUCGUGUACACUGACUCGGUUAACUUAGAGGGGCUUAUUUAUUAUCUGUCCAGUAUCCCGGACCCCCACAAACCUAUUACGUAAAACAGGAGUAAUGUCACAAUUGCAGCAGAGGUCGGUAGAUGAGUGUACAUGGCAACCAUAACCCACUAAUGUUUUUGUGAUGUCACUCUGGCCUACAAAUGACAUGAUUAUGGGAUGUCGGGUUGAUGUGGCUGGUCGGUAAUAACCCCCAGUGUAUUGACUUAUUGUUUCAGUAUUUAAUGCCCCAAAGUUGUUGUUUUGUUAGCAUUGUCUGAACUGGAAAACCAUUUUAGUAAACCUAUAUAAUACCGAGUAUUUAAAGAAAAGUAUCAUUGAACCUGUCUUGCAGUCUGUGAUAUGUUUAUAUCAUAAUCCAUGGAAUAUUAAAAAAAAAAA
Xenopus laevis (African clawed frog) is the source of this 3551-nucleotide messenger RNA. It is a transcript of the gene kctd3.L, whose product is annotated as potassium channel tetramerization domain containing 3 L homeolog. Lineage: Eukaryota; Metazoa; Chordata; Amphibia; Anura; Pipidae. Gene Ontology annotation, biological process: protein homooligomerization. Gene Ontology annotation, cellular component: plasma membrane. The record is from RefSeq and is marked provisional.